AUGAUGGCGAGUGUUCCGAAAACUGAACCCUUGACGUGCUUCAUGAUGGGCCUUGACUUCUGGCCUCGGGACAUGUGCGUCAUUACACUGCAGCGGUUCCGCCAGGACUCUCCCAAGGCCCGUCGCUUCUUCCUGGGCGACACAACCCGGAUCAUGCUGGAUAAUGCUCAUUCCAAGUACGCCGCCACCGAAAGCAACCUGCCUCUCUUUACCCUGGGCUUUGAGCUCGCCACGCGAUGA
This is a messenger RNA of Aspergillus thermomutatus, 240 nucleotides long. RefSeq lists its product as uncharacterized. Lineage: Eukaryota; Fungi; Ascomycota; Eurotiomycetes; Eurotiales; Aspergillaceae. The record is from RefSeq and is a predicted model, not a curated record. Bases 1 to 240 code for a protein of 79 amino acids. The transcript has a single exon.